ACAGUUUUCAUUUCUCUCAUAAUCCCUCCAACAAUUUAACUUCCAAAGCCAAUGGUGAAAAUGGCAGUUUCUAACGACCGAGAUCUCCAAGCCACCGAGCUCCGUCUCGGCCUCCCUGGCUCCAACGAACCCGAUCGCUGCAGCGGGUUAAAGCCGAACAAGAGACCCUUUUCAGAGAUUGAUAAGGAAAGUAACAGCAGCAUUUCGGAUGCCGGGAAUUGCCUCGAUCAAAGCUCCCAAUCUCCUCCCUCCAAGGCACAAGUUGUUGGAUGGCCACCGGUUCGAUCGAACCGGAGGAAUUGUUUGGCCGGAAAGAAAAACGAGGUAGAAAGUUGCGGUGGAGUGUACGUGAAAGUGAGCAUGGACGGAGCUCCAUACUUGAGGAAGCUUGAUCUAACCAUUUACAAAAGCUACACCGAGCUCGUGAAGGCCUUGGAAAACAUGUUCAAGUUCAAUCUCGGUGGUUACUCGGAGAAAGAAGGUUUCAAUGGAUCAGAUUACGCCGCAACUUACGAAGACAAAGAUGGCGACUGGAUGCUUGUGGGCGAUGUUCCAUGGGAAAUGUUCAUCUCGUCUUGCAAAAGGCUGAGGAUCAUGAAAGGAACAGAAGCAAGAGGGUUAUCAGAGAACCGCCAUUGAAGCAAGCUUUUCAUGACAGCAACUGAUGGCUAACACGAGAAAGAAAGGAUACAUAAAAAAUAAUAAAAAAAAAAAAAUAGUUUUUUUAGAUCUUUAUUGUUUGUAAAAGAAUAAUUCAGAUCCAAACUGUAUAGAGGGUCAUCCAUCCCCAUAUACAUUAUCGACAAUAUUAUUAUACGAGCAAUAUUUGGAUACAUAUUAAAUUAUACCAACAAUAUUUGGAGCAAAAAAA
This is a messenger RNA of Cucurbita pepo subsp. pepo (vegetable marrow), 871 nucleotides long. Its product is annotated as auxin-induced protein 22D. Gene Ontology annotation, cellular component: nucleus. Lineage: Eukaryota; Viridiplantae; Streptophyta; Magnoliopsida; Cucurbitales; Cucurbitaceae. Gene Ontology annotation, biological process: regulation of DNA-templated transcription. The record is from RefSeq and is a predicted model, not a curated record.